AAUUUAUUAACAAUAGAAACCCUAUUUCCCCUCCAUGUUCCCUAUUUCCCCUCAAUGUUCCCUAUUUCCUUGUAACCGCUCCACCUCUUCACCCAAUUCUGAUUUCAUUGUUGACAAACAGGUGCAUAAGCCUUCACCGCUUAGGAUCCUCUCGCUCCUUGUUCCAAUCGCUGUUCUCGGGCUCCAUCUCUGUUCGCUGGUCCAGCUCUGUUUCUGCUCGCCAAAAAUCUCCCUUUGCACUGGGUUUUCUUCCUCAGUGGAAGGAAGCGUGGUCGUCUUUUCGUUUGAGGAGGAAGUUCGAAGAGGACAGUAUUGGGUUUGUGCGUUAUUGGCUUGAAGGCAAGCGGGGUUUAAUAAUCUGUCCUUGUGAUAAGUGUGGUUUUAAUAAGCGGUUCACGAGAGAUGAGGUGCUUGAUCAUUUGUUAUGCAAACCAUUUCCGGAUGGUUACACAUUUUGGUAACAUUGAAAGCCAAGGCACCACCUCAGCUAAGCCAUCUCAAAAUGAUUCUCUUGGACAAGUCUUAGGACCAGAACGUUGUGGGAGAGUUCGGGGCAUGUCUUUUGGAGUGUGUCCUUCCCAAGUUUUUGGGUCUAGAAUUGAAAGAUUUUGUGGCACUACUCCCUCCUCUUCUACUGCUAGUGCCACUGACAUGCAGUUGCAAUUUGAGGUUGAUAAAUUACAAUCAAAAGUGGCAUCAGAUUCCCAAUUGAUUAAAGAAAUGGCAAACACAAUCGCCCUUCUAUGUCAGCAGACAAAUGUGCCUUUACCUGCUUCAGUUUCCUUAGUUACAAGUGAAACAAUAGUGCAAGAUGUUGUUGCCCAAUUUCCAACUCAAGGAGAAGCUAAUCAAUCACAAAAUGAUGAAGCAAAUGAACCAAAUAAUGUUCGAGGUUGAUAUGGAUAUCUAGUUUACUAGGAAGUACUUAUUCAAUUCAAUGAAACUUAUCCUGGCCUUGAUGAGAAGACUUUUAAUUAGUAUUUUGUUGCCUUAGACGUUUACCUCCCUACUGUUGCAGGUUUUGCUAUUGUUUAUUUUGUAGUACACUUUUCUUAGAAGACUAUCUUAUGUAAUACUAUUAUGUUUUAUCAUCAUUUAAUGAACCUUUUAAUUUUAUCAUA
Molecule: messenger RNA, 1121 nt
Organism: Lotus japonicus
Lineage: Eukaryota; Viridiplantae; Streptophyta; Magnoliopsida; Fabales; Fabaceae
Exons: 4
Coding region: 403-897 (164 amino acids)
Source: RefSeq, a predicted model, not a curated record